Closterium sp. Naga37s-1 is the source of this 1665-nucleotide messenger RNA. NCBI's taxonomy places the organism in Eukaryota, Viridiplantae, Streptophyta, Zygnematophyceae, Desmidiales, Closteriaceae. The record is from the annotation of a GenBank genome assembly.
GUGGUGGGCCUGGGAGCAUCAGGCAGAGCAGCAGCGCGCCUUGCCCUAGCGAGGGGUGCUGCUGCUGUGAUCGGCCUGGACAGGAGGACAGACGCGAAGCCACUGGAGGACGAUCCAAGCGUAUGGGAUGGGCUUCCAGAACCCGCCUCCUCUCCUCCCCUCAUCUCCCGCCUCUCCACCCAUCUGGGUCCGCACCCCCUCCCCCUCCUCCUCUCUGCCUCCCUCGUCGUCCUGUCUCCUGGAGUACCACUUUCAGAGCCUACAAUAAGCCAGGCGCUGUCUCAGGGUGUGCCGAUGCUGUCUGAGCUGGCAUUCGCCUAUGACAGCCUGCCACCUGGACUGCCCAUUGCUGCCGUCACAGGGACCAACGGCAAGUCCACUGUCGCCACUUUUGCAGGCCAGAUUCUCGAGUCCAUUGGAAUCCACACGUUUGUGGGCGGCAAUCUGGGCACGCCCCUCUCACUGGCCGCCCUCGAAUUUGUCACGGCGUCACAGUAUGGUCACACUGGCACCUCCAAGCCCUUCCAGGCAGCAGUGGUGGAGGUGAGCAGCUAUCAGAUGGAGUUGCCUGGAAGGUUCCGUCCCAAGGCUGCGGUUAUUCUGAACCUCACGCCGGACCACCUGGAGAGGCACGGCAGCAUGGAGAGCUACGGGGCGGCAAAGUGCCGUCUGUUUGCGCGCAUGGGGGAGUCUGACGUGGCAAUCAUUCCGUCAGGUGAUUCUCUUCUCAUGCAACUAGCAGGGGAGGCAGGGGGACACCCCAGCAUGGCGUGGCUGGGCCAGCUCCCCGGGUGCACUGUGAACCAUGCUGAGAGAACCGCUCUGCUGCAGCUGCCACUCUCCACAACAAGUGACGGUGGUGCUGACAGCAGCAGGGAGUGCAAGGAGAGCAGCAGGGGGCACGGCAGCAGCACGGGAGUCCAAGCCCCUGUGCUGGCUCUGGAUCUGUCCGCGUUACAGGCUGUGGGCAGGCACAACGCGGAGAAUGCGGCUGUAGCGGCGCUGCUGUGCCUGGCGCUGGGGAUGGAGAGCAGUGGAGUGCGGUUGGACGGGGUGCAGAUUGCAGUGAAGGUGUUGCAGCCACCACCACACCGCAUGGAGCUGGUGGUUGUGGACGGUCAGGAUCGUGCGUGGAUCAACGACAGCAAGGCCACCAACGUGGAGGCAUCGACGGCUGGGAUCGAAGGGCUGGGAGAUGAAUCCACGGCUGUUAUUCUGCUGGGAGGAAUAGCUAAGGUCUUGAAGUCCCUCGCAGAAGCAGACACAGGAGGAGCUUCUGACGCCUCCCCUCUGGGCUUCUCCAAGCUCGUCCCCGUGCUCAACCGCCAUCGAGCCGUGAUCACUUUUGGCCAAUCAGGCCCGUCUAUUGCAAGUGAGCUCACAGCCUCGGGUCUCUCAGUCGCUCUCAUUCCGUGCACCACAAUGGAGCAAGCCAUGCAUGCUGCUGCCGAGACAGGCCUCCCGGCUCAGCCGCUGCACCGUGAUGCAGCAAGUAAUGCGUCUACUGCUGCGGAGACUGCUCUCCCUGGUGAGUGUUGUGGUGAUGUUGGAGUCGACUUGCGUACAGACAGAGGUGUCUGUGUCUCACACUCGCUCUCAUUCAGUGCACCACAUUGCAGCAAGCCAUGUGUGCUGCUGCGGUGCGGACACAGCUCUUCCUGGUGA